UUUGUUUGCUAACUAAACAAAAUUCAUUUCUGACACAAGAGCAUUAUUUCUGCGAAUAAAACAGAGCAUUGAGCUGAUGGAAAAGUUGUGAGAUGAAGAGAUACACAAGAGAAUGGAACAGAAGAAAAAAAGUUCAAACCCAAAACCCUGUAUGUGGAGUGUUCAGACCGUUUGACCACCAUGAUUCAGAUGAUGAUGAUGACAGUGAGGAAGAGGAGGAAGAAGUACAGUUCCUCAGUUUUAAAGAAAUCAAGUCCUCAUUUAGUGGAGGAAAAACAUUCCUCAAGAGGACGAAACAAAGAGGAAUUAAAGGGACAUUGGUUGACCAGAGAAAAAGAUGCCGAGUGGACGUUAACGCUGGAUUUCAUCUCAUUGAUCCCUGGUGGCGGAUCCAAAUUUUGAGAACAGAUAGAAAGUUUGAUGGCUUAUCUCAUCAGUCUGACAUGUGUGCCAUGUCUUACCAGCUCCUGGAAAAGGAGUGGGUGCUAAAGAAUGGAGUCUUGUUCCAAUUCCUUAACAAGUUCACGUCACAGGUGAAUAAAAAGCAGGAAGACAUAGAGAGGAGAGGUCAGCGUCAUCAUAGAAUUCAUGAUUACAGCACAGAUCCAGAUGUGGAGGACUUCGACAAGUUUGUUUGUAACACAUUAGGGGAGCGGCACAAGUUGACCUUUGAGGAUGUCUAUGAACUUUUGGACAAGUUUGAGAACUACCUUCCUGAAGAUGAGAAAGUAAAGGCUAGAAAGUUAAGGAAUGCUGUAGAUAGUGAAGAGGCCCAGCUGGUUUAUAAAGCUUCAGAAUUUCCUCUGAUGUUUAGUUUGUUGCCUCAGCUUCUACCAAUGCAGUUCCUAGAUAUCAUCUGUAUGGACACACAGGAUCUGGCAGCCAUGGAAAAAGAUUUAAAUGAGAGACCAUGGGUGUUUGGCUUUAAACAGAUUUUAAGUAAGGACCACCACAUCAUUGGAUGUGAAGCUCAGUGGAAUUAUUACGAGAAAGCAGGUCUUGCACAGCACCUACAACAGCCCUACAGAGAUGGAUUACUGAUCUACGAUUAUCUUAAAGUCCAGACGAAAGAGGGCCACACAGGACUCAAAAGUCGAAAAAUUCAAGAAGAAAUGCAAACUUAUAUGUUGAAUUACAAGGAGGCAAUCAGUUUCCUUAAGAGGAAUAAAGUGGUGAAGGAGGAGACCAUAAAGGGGGUGGUCUGGAUAUUCCUGUAUAGUCUGUAUAAAGCAGAGGAGUACAUCGCACAGGGGGUGACACGUCUCUUCCAGGAGCAGAUGGAGGAGCAGUGGAUUCUAGAUGUUGAUCUGGAGAGUGAAAAAUUUGCUGGUAUUCGGAGUGAUCCUGACCAACUGAAUGCUGCUAAAUUACUGACCCAGCUUCCUGUAGUAGUGAUUUCUGGGAAGGGUGGGUGUGGUAAAACAACUGUGGUUACAAAGGUGAUGUCAUCAUGCCAGCAAAGAAUUAGUUCACCACAUAUGGAAGGCGAAGAAGAUGUUGAAAAAGAAGAAAACUGUGUCCCACCCGAAAGUCAAGAGUUACCUCAAUUACCAAGGAUACUCUACACAGCUCCUACAGGCAAAGCUGCCAAUUUACUGGGCAAGAGAGCAGGUGAAACAGGCUACACUCUCCAUCAAGUCACCUACAGCUUUAUGAGAUAUUGUCAGGAGAGAAAGGAGAAGCCAUAUCUGGAGUGGAGGUUUAAGAAUGUGAACACACUUGUCGUGGAUGAAUGCUCAUUGGUUGCCAUAACAACUUUCCAUAGCUUAUUCAAAAUGUUAGUAAAGGAGGCUAAUCUCAGAAGAAUCGUGUUGCUAGGAGACGUUAGACAACUGCCGUCUAUUGAGCCUGGUAACUUUCUCUCGGACAUGUUUGCUGGCCUGCAGAAUCUAUGGUGUGCAGUAGAACUAAGGACCAAUCACAGAUCUGAAUCUCAGCUGAUCAUUGAUAACGCGACAAGGAUUUCUGAGCAGAGAACCCCGGUCUUUGACCCGGAGAGAAACUUCAAGCUUUAUAGAGUGAUCGCAGACAAGGACAAUGACUAUAUCAAUCAAGUGGUGCUUGAGGUACUAAGGAAAGAGAAAUCCCUGCGGAAUGAUAAAACUUCACAGUUUGUUUCAUUUAAAAAGGAGGAUAUCAAAAAGGUAAAUGAAGUCUGCUUAAAAUUCUACAACAAUCACCCACAGAAAGACAACAAAAAGAAACUCAUAUUUCAAGUGGGGGACAAAAUCUGCAUGACCAAAAAUGGCCAGGUUUCUAUGUAUGAAGAAGAUGGUGCUGUUAUGAAACCAAAAUUACUGGAACCAGAGAAAGAGGAAAACUUUUCUGAGGAUCUAGAAAUUUCAGGAGUGGGACAAGGAAAUGAAACUCAGGAUAAUGGUGCAUUUCGAUUAACCCAGGAAGAAAACGAAAAGAAAGAACCAGUGAGAAUUAGACUUUGCAAUGGCGAGAUCUUUUUCAUUAAAGAUGACAAAACCAUCAUAGAUAAUAGUGGAAAAAUUGAGCGCUACCUGUAUCUGUCAAAUGAAGACCCAGAUGAUGCAAGGGAGUUGUGGUGUGAAUUCAGAGAACUCCGGAACAAGUGUAAAAUCAUACAUGCCUGGGCAAGGACAAUUCAUACAUUUCAGGGAUCUGAGACCAGCACAGUGGUGUACUAUCUAGGAAGUUCUGUAUCAUGGCAGAAUUGGCAGCACGUUUACACAGCAGUCACUCGCGGGAAAAAAGAGGUGUACAUCGUAGGAUCAGACAUGGUCCUGAGUAAAGCCAUCUCUAAUAGACCAAAUGUCAGGUGCACAAGUCUCCAGUACCAACUUAAUAAAAUUUUACCUAAUCGAGAGAAAUUGAAUCAGUCAUUACGGGCUUUAACUGAAGAUACAGAGGAUUCUGUCUGUAACAACUCUCUUCCAUACACGCAGACAAACAGUUUCUGUAUGGACAAACCAGAGGAAGAGACGUUUACCAGAAUAAAACUGUCCCCCUACAAACCACACCCUCAGAGCCCCAGGGCAGGACUUUCCAAGCCACCACCCACCCGAGCCUCAACCUGUUAUCAGCCUAGACCUCUGAACUUUUCUUCUCAUUCAAUAUCACCCAUGGCAUCCAGACUCAAUGUUCAGAGUCCCAAGCCUUUGUGUCAGCAAGCUACGUCAACUCCAUCAAUCCGACAGACAUUGAGUAACUUCAGUAAUGUCAGUCCUGUUCAAAAGCAAGAUUCACCAAAUGUGAAUAAAAGCUCAAAUGAAAGUCAGUGGUCAGAAGUUGAUGAAAGCUUGCUGCUUUUCUCUGAGGAACAACUUAGAAAUGAGGCUUUGUUUGAGAACUGUGGUCCUCUGCCUGACGUUAAAUCUGGUGUUGAAAAUGACAAAAGGGAGGAGGCAGAUUGGAAAAAUGAUGAAUGUAAAUCGGAUGCCACUCAAAGUCCAGAUGAAAAUGAUGAAAUGGAAGAAGAGAACUUCAGUCUGGAUGUCAAGAAAAAUGGAUUUACAAGAAUAAAAGAGCAAAACAGACUACAAGAUUUUUCCAAGAAAACAAAUGAAUCUGAUAAUGAUGAAGAAUCACAGAGUCUCUUGCAAAGCAAGGUUGCAGUAAUGGAUGACAUGGAAGAUGAUUUUGAUGAUGCAGAGGAUGAGGAAUUGACAAGACUGUGUGAAGUAGCAGAGAGAAGCUUUGAAGAUGACCAAAGAGAGAAUGGUAAUACAUGUACCAGGUCUAAUGGUGAUUCUGACAGUGACAGAUCAUCCCCAAGUCUGUUGUCUCCACCUCCUUACAAAUCAAAAAAGAAGAUGUUAAAAAAUUCUGAAGAAGGAAGCCACAACAGCUUUAGUUUAUACAGAUCUGGGACUGAGGAGCAGGGAAGGGAUUUGUUAGAGGAUUCUGAUGAUGGUACAUCCUCGCCCAGCAUUCUAUCACCCUCACCAAGCCCCACUAAAAGAUUCAGUGGAGAAUCCCCAAGGGGACAGGUUACUCCAAAGAAAAUUAAGAUGGAUCAACUGCAAAAUCUCUCCUCUCCCAUGCGCAGAAAACUUGACAAUUUGAGUAUGUCACAAGAUUGAUGAUUAGAUAUGUUCUAGAUUGACAAGGAAGCAGUAAUUAUGAUAUAUUUUAUUUAGUUUAUACGCAAAAAUUAUUUGCUAAACAUGUUACUGAAUUUUUGACAUGUUUUAUUACCAGCAUGAGAUUAUUUCAUACUAUGGAUGUCAUAAAUCAUCACUUCUGGAGUCUCAUUAUAAGUCAAUGUGUUUUAAGGCUUUUUAUUCCUCUGUUCUAAAAUUCAACCAAAAAAUAUUGAUUUUCAUCAUCAACAAAAGCUGUAGGUUCCAAUAGAAAAAAAAGUUAAAGUAUAAAGUGAGGCCUACUUUCUCAGAAAUUAAUUUAUGUCUUAAAUUGUGAUACGGAGAAAAUGAGACACAGUGAAAAGAAAAGGCAAUAUUUUGUUGUCACAGCAAAAAUUAUACAUAAAAUAAUUAUAUAAUAUUAGAAAAAAUAACGAAUCGAUGCUUUUUAAGUUGGAAUAUUACAUUGUAUUUUAUAUGUGUAAAAAAAGAGUCAAUCAGCAAGAGUUACCUUUCUUAAAUUAUUCUUAAUGUAAAUAAAAAUAUAAAAUAGCAAUAACAAUACUAUUUAUGGUACUUGGUAAAUUAUUCAAGUUUUCACAUUUUAUUUAAAAUGAUGAAUAUAUAUAUUCUAAUGUAGUAAAAGUUAAGAAAAGAAGAGUGCAGCUGUUUUGGGGUCAAAUUUUUGUAUGAUAUUCUUUUGAAGUUAUCUCUCUUAUCAGAGGGUUGUUAUACCUUAAGGGCAUGAAUUGGGCAGGAAUGCAUCCCAGUAUUUGUUAUGUAAUAGAUGCUUUUAAUCUAUGAUAUAUAUUGAAUUUGCAAUUUUUCUAUUUCCUCUGUUGAAUAUUCAGUGUAUAUUGUUAAUACUCUUUAUUGAUAUUAUAAACAGUUUUGUCCUGUUGUGAAGAAAAUAAGAGUAGAAUUGCCUUGAAAAUUAGGUUUUUACAGUACAUGUAUUGUUUUGUCAACAUUACAAAAGAUAGAGAAAAAAUAUAUGUGGUAGUUUUAGAUGGAUAAAAUAGUUAAGGUAUGCCAUGUAAAUGUAUAUAUGAUAUGUGAACAAUGAAUUAGAUUUUUUUUUAAAUCUACCUAUGCAAGAUACUUCUACAAGUUUUGUACAAUGUAGUUUGAAAAAAAAAUUCUCCAUUAUAAAUUUAUAAAUUACAAAUCUUCUCAAUACAGUAAAACAUGCUUGUAGCAAAGAACAUAUUUAAUGAAUUGAUGCUUACAGUAAAGUGAUUUUCAUUUCUUGUGGCUUUAAAAUAUAUUGUGAAUUUAAAGGAGAUAAGAAAUUACAUUCAUAAUGAAGCAAAUUCAUGCAUCCCUGGCAUUUUGUUACAAGUGUGUUUACUGUAUGUGUUCAGUAGAGAAUUUUAAUGUGUUGGUAAUUUUUAAUAUAUGAUCAUUGAGUGAUAUCAAAUAGCCAUUUGACGUGUUCAGUAUGUGUUCAAAAAUUGCAAAAUAUUUGUUAAUAUUGUUAAAGUUCAGUUUGUUUGAGGAUAUACAGUUUAUUCUGAACUUUACAUAUAAUGUGUUCCUGAAUUUGUAUUCAUUGCUUUUUGUACAUCACAGAAGAUCAUAAUUUUGGAAGAAAGAAUAAAUAGUUUAAUAGUAAUAAA
Molecule: messenger RNA, 5671 nt
Organism: Saccostrea echinata
Lineage: Eukaryota; Metazoa; Mollusca; Bivalvia; Ostreida; Ostreidae
Product: DNA helicase B-like
Exons: 13
Coding region: 93-4052 (1319 amino acids)
Source: RefSeq, a predicted model, not a curated record